AUGUUUUUCCGCGCGUCCCUCUUCGGAGCCUUUGGCUCCAGCAAGCGGUGGCUGGCCACCAACCCAGACGGCAGCCUGCGGCCGCUGCGGACGGCGGACUUUUACAAGGCGGGGGCGAUGACGGGGUUUGUGGCGGCGUUCACGGAGGGGCCCAUUGACUUUUUCAAGAGCCAGAUCCAGCCGGUGGCAGAAGCCAGCAGCAGCGGAGACCGAACAGCGGGCAGCAGGGACCGUGCGGCGGGCGGCGGGCAGCGGGCAGCAGGCAGCGAGCAGCAGGUCCAGAUCAUCCGGUCGCGCACCAACCCUGACUACAAGCCGCCGUUCACCUCUGUCAGCGCGGCCGUCAAGUCGGCCAUCCGGGAAAACGGAUUCAGGGGCCCUUUCCAGGGCCUGGGCGCGACCAUCCUGCGCAACACGCCGGCCAACGCCGUCUACCUGGGCACUUUCGAGGUCCUGAAGCGCGCCGCCUCAGAGCGCCUGGGCACGCCGCAGUCCGAGCUGCCGGCCUGGGUCGUGCUGUCCUCGGCCGGGCUGGGCGGCAUCUGCUACUGGGCGGUGAUAUUCCCGGUGGACUGCGUGAAGUCCGCGAUGCAGACCGACAGCAUUGUGAAGUCGCAGCGGACUUACCCGGAUAUGGCCACCACCGCGAGGCUGCUGUGGCAGGAGGGUGGCGUGAAGCGGUUCUACAAGGGCUUCACCCCCUGCAUCAUCCGCGCCGCCCCCGCAAACGCCGCCAUGCUGUUCACGGUGGACCGCGUCACAGCCGCCCUCAACAAGGCGUGA
Messenger RNA from Monoraphidium neglectum, 783 nucleotides. RefSeq lists its product as hypothetical. Gene Ontology annotation, biological process: transport. Bases 1 to 783 code for a protein of 260 amino acids. Gene Ontology annotation, molecular function: transmembrane transporter activity. The transcript is spliced from 5 exons. Lineage: Eukaryota; Viridiplantae; Chlorophyta; Chlorophyceae; Sphaeropleales; Selenastraceae. The record is from RefSeq and is a predicted model, not a curated record.